UUCAAGAGUAACAGUAGGGAUAUGUCUAUCUCGGCUUUGUUGACCCAGUCCCAGACCAGGCUUGAAGCCACUGAUGAAAGAGUAUUGGAGUUUGGCUCCUUGGUGAGUUCCAUAGAUAUAAUUAAGGAUUCUAAUUUUCAAAGUCCCAACGCGGCCAAAUCGAAAUCAAGACCAACUGAAGAGGAGGAAAAGGAUGAUUUAUCAAGGCUUACUAUAUCUCAAUUGAAUGAGAAGACAAAUGAAAUCACAUUGAACUUGGGUGAAUUGAACAGGUUAUGGAUUAUUAAGGGGUUGAUUCAAGAAAUUGAAAUAUCUCUAGAUAACUCAAUCAAUGAAGGUCAAUACGAUAAGGACGAUUUAGAAGGGAUAUCAACGAAUUUAAAGAGCUUGUCGACUAAACUACAACAAAUUGAUGACCAUUGGUUGAUUCGAGAACAAUUGAACGAACAGCUUGUGUCAUUCAAUCAAAGAUUGAAUGAUGAGUUAUUGAAGUUGGUUUCAAAAUUCAUAAUAGAAGAUAUCGAAUCAAUAACAUUCAACCAGGAAUUAAAAGUAAGAGAAGAGUACAUAAGUUUUAUUGAAUUCGAGAGAAUAGCCGAAGAGUUCACUGAAUAUUCAAAUAAACCUGAACUAAAGCAAGUUUUAAAUGGAUUGAAAUUUAGUUGGGAUAAAAAAAUAUUAAGCCAAUUAAUUACAAAGAAAAAGUAUAUAAAUAUCGAUAUAAAAGAGUCAGUAUUUGAGUUAUCUAUAACCGACGCAUUCCCAGGUGACCAAUUUUUCAAUGAAUACUAUUUCCGUUCAAUUAAAAAUUUCAUAACUUUCAUUAAUGCUUUUGGUAAUCAAAAUUUUAAAAAUUAUUUUGCCAAUGAAAUAUCUAACAAUUUGAGUAAUACAAUUUCAGAAAAUAUAACCAAACUACAUGAAAAUAAUUCAAAAGAGAAUAUUGAAGAAUUGAAAAAUAUUGUUGAAUUGAGCAAUCGAACCAAUUGGUCAUUAUCAUUUACAAAAUCCUUUAGUUCUUCGGAAAAAAUCAACGAACAAUUGAAUUAUCUAUAUUUAGAUUGGGUCGUCGAUAAGUAUAUAAACGAAUUGCGAAAACUAUUUAGCAGCAAUGAGUUUGAUAAGCUCUUACAAUCACUCAGUGUUGCAAAGAAUGAUGACGAUAAUUGGAAUAACUCUUGGGGCAGUGAAGAAGAGGAAGAAGAAGAAGAAGAUGCAUGGGAUAAUGAAUGGGAUGAAGAUUGGGGAGAGGAGCCCAAGGCCAAAUCAAAGACACCAAAGAAUGAUAACCAGUUGAAGAUAUCCCGAGUACCGGAAAAAGUUGGUGAAAUUAUUGGGAAAUUCCACCAAGAGACCGGACCAAAUACCGAUGACGAGUUAUUAAUAUCCUGUAUUAUAUCCUUCAGUUUACUAGGAUAUCCGUCUAUGGGUGAAUCAUUCCUCUUGUAUAAUGAUUUGAACCAUUUAGGUCAAAUAUUACAAAAAAAUCGAUUAAGUAUAAGUGCCGAAUCAAACUGGUCACAACAAACUAUAGUUUAUUCAAAUGAAUUAUUUAAAAUCUUACUUUCGCAACAUAUCACUGAAGAUAACGAUGACGAAUUCAAAGAGCCAAUUGAUUUGAAAAAUUGGUUUGAAACAUUGCAAAAAUCACAAUUAUCGUUUACUAACUUUGAUAAGUUCAAAAAUUCAAUCAUACAAUUCAUUGAAGUAAUUAACAAUUGGUUGAUCAACGCAAUCAUCAACCUUAAUGAGAUAACGGAGUCUCAAUCCGAUAAGAUAUCCAAAUUCAUAAUUUACAUUCAAAAAAUAACCUUAGAUAAUUUAUCUUUGGUUAACGAACCUUUGACGUCUAUUAAAUCUUCAAAUAAAUUACAGCAAACUUACAUUUUGAUUAACAACCAUUUGAAAGACAUCAUGGAGUUUUUCUACCAAGGUGAAUUAUUUGAUUACAAAACUGAUGAAUUAAUUAAAGUCAUUGAAAGUGUAUUCAUUAAAAGUGAUUUAAGAGAUAAUUAUAUAAGAGAAAUAGUGGAAAUCCGUAGUAUAGAUGAAUAGAUGAAUCAUUUUUGGCAAUAUAUGUAGUUUUAAGAGUCUAUUGAACAACCUUACCAUCAAUUACCUUCUUACCAGUUUUAGAAAUGGUAUUAUAAACAGUAUCAUAAUCAAGAGAAUCGCUAGUGGUAACGUCAACAGUUUGGUCUUCCAAAGAGAUCUUGAUGUCUGAAACUCCAUCUAACUUAGUCAAGACUCUGUUGACAGCACCUGAGCAUCCAGAAC
This is a messenger RNA of Hyphopichia burtonii NRRL Y-1933, 2277 nucleotides long. RefSeq names its product Dsl1p (gene DSL1). Lineage: Eukaryota; Fungi; Ascomycota; Pichiomycetes; Serinales; Debaryomycetaceae. The record is from RefSeq and is a predicted model, not a curated record. Bases 22 to 2055 code for a protein of 677 amino acids. The transcript has a single exon.